UAAAAACAUGCGUAACUGCUCAAAUGCGUCAAAGACAUUCAGCAUGCGCUUCUCGAUCGUAUUUGUUCUUUCCGUCCUAGGAUGCCUCCUGCUUUGCCAGGAGGGCAGUUGCUCUACAACUACUACAACCGCGACCACAACCACCGACUCCUCGGCCACCACUACCACGGCUUCGUCCGCCACCACCACCACCACUGCCUCUUCCGCAUCCACCACGACCACUGCCUCCUCCUCAUCCUCUUCCUCUGCGGCGGCCAGGAGGCGCAGGCGCGCCCGUCGCCGUCGUCUGGCGCGUGAGAGGCAGCGAAGGGAGCGCAGGAGGCAGCGCAGGACUCAGAGGCUGCGCCAGCAACUGGAGAAUCAACGUCGACAGAUCAACCAGCUGCGCGGAUGAAGGUCGUCGGAAAGACUCGGCUUAUGACAAUUUAGGAAAAGCAGUUGUAAAUAUGUGAAAGCUGAAUUAUUUCGUUGUUCAAGUUCGCCAAGAUAAUAAAACAUUUGAGUGUA
Molecule: messenger RNA, 507 nt
Organism: Drosophila simulans
Lineage: Eukaryota; Metazoa; Arthropoda; Insecta; Diptera; Drosophilidae
Product: protein new-glue 1
Exons: 1
Coding region: 8-394 (128 amino acids)
Source: RefSeq, a predicted model, not a curated record